Molecule: messenger RNA, 960 nt
Organism: Cylindrotheca closterium
Lineage: Eukaryota; Bacillariophyta; Bacillariophyceae; Bacillariales; Bacillariaceae
Source: the annotation of a GenBank genome assembly
AUGUCACGAGAAGUGCAGAGUGCAUCACCAUACCCAUGGGGAGAUGACCAAAAGCACGUUUCCCACCCGCCUUCUAUUAAACUGCUGCAGGGAGAACGAUACGUUGGAAGCGGAUUUGCAGCCUUGGAACAUCAACUGGGUGACAACGACAACUCGGAAAUGGACGAGAAUGCCAAACUCAUUUUGAACAAUCUACUGCAAGAACACAAUGUGAAUCUACUUGACUCUAGCAAUGAUGAUAAGAGGUCUGAGACCGAGAAGCAAAACGCACAUGGGGUUUACACGGGAAUCAUUCGACCUCCGAAGCGAAGCAAACUACCAUCAGAGGUUUCUGCCCCCAAGGAUAUCUUGGAGCUCGCUCGGGACGGCAAGGUAUCCGUCUUUUCCUCCUUGUUGGAUACCGUCGAGUCAAGUAGUAUUCAGCCUGUCCCAACCAAAACACUCAUUCGAAAAUGCUGCUUGACGAUACCGCCCGGCGAUUCGCCAGGAUCGAUCGAUGCCAAGGAUUACAUUUUGGGAGCUCUUCAUUUCCUUUCCUCGCAAUUUGAAAGUAGUAGUGAAGAGAGAUAUCCAUCACUACCUCUCAUAUAUCCAGUUCAGUUGACUGGCGAUGUGGAAAAGCGAAACUACGAAAAGGUGGGGGAAUGGAAAUUGGACGAAAUACAAGACAAAGUGCUGUUGCUGGAACAAGUGUUCACCUCAUCACCCAAUUCCUGGAAGUGGCUGAGGCGAGAGAGUUUUGCACCAAGGCUCGAAAAAGAGGAAGAAACCGCUUUCUUUGUCAAGGGAGCCAUUCCAGCCCGAGCGAAAAAGAUCAAAACGGAAGCGACGACGGGUAGAAAAAGAAAAACAACGGCAUCCGCAGCUGCAUCACCGGUAGCAUCUUCUUCGAAAUCGAUGCCUGCAACCGAGUCUCAGUCCAAGGAGGCAGACGAACAAGAAAGGAGUACAGUGGAGUAA